Messenger RNA from Melanaphis sacchari, 6671 nucleotides. RefSeq lists its product as uncharacterized. Gene Ontology annotation, molecular function: 3'-5' DNA helicase activity; four-way junction helicase activity; ATP binding. Bases 494 to 6292 code for a protein of 1932 amino acids. NCBI's taxonomy places the organism in Eukaryota, Metazoa, Arthropoda, Insecta, Hemiptera, Aphididae. The transcript is spliced from 19 exons. The record is from RefSeq and is a predicted model, not a curated record. Gene Ontology annotation, biological process: interstrand cross-link repair; double-strand break repair via synthesis-dependent strand annealing; replication fork reversal.
UUUAACUUUUUAAUACAAAAUAUUUCUUUUGGAUCGUUUUAACGAUUACCUAAUUAACUUUAUAAUAUAUUAAUAUUUUAUAUGCCGUAUCAGUAAAUAGUCAGCUAAACUAUAAAAAAUGUUUGCUUCGUUACCUCCACGGCUCCACGAAAACUCGCUUAAAGUGUGAUAACUGAUAAGAAAUAAUCAUUUAGAACAAAAUGUUCUCUUUCAUUUUUAAAGUAAUCGCCAAUCGGUAAAAUGUUUGAAAACAAUAAAAACUCGUUCGUGAUAAAAUUCAUAAAAUUUAAUUUUGAUUUUUACUUUGAAGUUUGCUUAUUGUUGUCACUGUACGGGUAAUCGUAUUACAUAAAAUAGAUUGUUAAAAUACAAAUUGUAUACAAUUACGGCAUACCAGUAUUAUAUUCAUGUGUAAUUCCAGUUUAUUUUGGACUACGUUUUAUUGAAUUUUUGUGUGGCAACAUCGCUCUUUAAAAAGUAACUAAGUAUUGAUAUGUCUAAUGCGAAUGACCAUUUUUUAGUUGAAGAUGAUGAAAUAUUAGCUUCUGUAUUAGAAGAAAGUUUAAGACAUUACAAUGAAGUGGAAGUACCGUUACGAUCCAUUGAUAUUAAAGUACCUUCUACACGACCUAUACAUUCUAUUGAUGUGAACAAAGUACUUCCUACACAGUCUAUUGUGGAGAAUAAAGAACCACAACAGUCUAUUACCACAAAUUAUGUACCUAAAUUAAGUAGGGUUGCCUCACCAGAAGUAAUAGACUUAUGCCAAUCACCUAAAAAAUGUACAGUUGUCCAAAGCAGAUUAUCACAUUUUUUUACAAAACCUAAAAAUAAUAAAGUCUGUGAUGAAAAAACUAAUUGUGUACUAGAAAAUCAAACUGAAAAAUUAUCUAUAGAAAUAAAUUCAGCGCCAGUACAGAAUAAUGUCAACAUUAUUAGCUCACCAGCAAUUUUCUAUAAAGAAUCGGAUGCUAAGGGUUUUCAUUUAUCGUCCGGCUCACAUUAUGUGUAUCCUUCAAAUUUUCCAGUCAGAGAAUAUCAAAUGGCAAUCAUCAAAACAGCUUUAUUUAAUAAUACUCUAGUCAGCUUGCCUACAGGUAUGGGGAAAACAUUCAUAGCUGCCGUGGUCAUGUACAACUUUUAUCGAUGGUAUCCAAUGGGUAAAGUAAUAUUUAUGGCGCCGACAAGACCAUUGGUUGCCCAACAAAUUGAAGCAUGUCACUCGAUAAUGGGUAUUCCUAGGGAAACAACGUUUGAAAUGACUGGCAAUAUCCCGCCUGAACAAAGAUACUUAGCAUGGAAUAAGUACAGAGUCUUUUUUCUUACACCACAAGUUCUGGCUAAUGAUUUGAGUCUUAAUAAAUGUCCAUCACAUACAUUCAGAUGUAUUAUCGUUGAUGAAGCACAUCGAGCUACCAAAGAUUAUGCUUAUGUUCAGGUCUUAAAACAUUUAGCCGAAGAAAACAGAGUAAUUAGAAUUGUUGGGUUAUCAGCUACUCCCGGAACUAAUAUAGAUGCAGUUUCUGAGGUUAUUCAAAAUUUAAGCAUAUCAAAGUUAGAGUUUAGAACUGAUGAGUCUCCUGAUGUAGCAAAGUAUACAAAUAAAAAGGACGUUGAAUGUAUACCAGUGAAACUUACAAAUACUAUUUUAGAGAUUCGCACUCAGUUUUUAAAAAUUUAUGAUAAAUACUUAAGACGUUUAAAACAGUACCAUGCCCUCAAUGGAAAUGUUGCUAAUCUAACAAAAUUUCAAAUACUUGGUGCCAAACAAAAAUUUUUAACCAGUAAUAUUGCCCGUGAUAUGCCAAAAUCUCUUGUUGGAUGUUUGAUAAAUGAUUUUACUAUUUGCAUGUCACUGGCAUAUGCUUUAGAGUUGUUGACCAUUUAUGGUGUCAAAGUAUUUUAUUUACAAUCGUUAGAAAUCAAGGAAAAUCAUAAAUGUUUAUCAAAUGAUGCUGAUUUUCGAAAUCUUUUGCAUAGCAUUAACAAUGAUUUGAAUUCUCAGGACUUGACUUGGAGUCACCCCAAAUUAUUUGAGUUAAAAAAAAUUGUUCAAAACUAUUUUGGCAAUACACAUGUAGAAGCAAGUAGUAAAAUAAUAAUAUUCUGUCAGUAUCGGUUGGUUGUAGUAGAAGUAUUUGAACUUUUAAAAACAUUUGGUUCAUCUGUGAAACCAGUCAUGUUUGUUGGGCAAUCUCUUAAAGAAAAAGGUGGUCUAGCACAAAAAAAACAAUUAGAGGUGAUGAGCCGAUUUAAAAGUGGAGAUUUUAAUGUAUUAAUUGCUACAAGUGUUGCUGAAGAAGGUCUAGAUAUUGGGGAAGUCGACCUAAUCAUUUGUUUGGAAGCCAAUAAAUCUCCAAUUAAAUUUGUUCAAAGACUCGGCCGAACUGGUCGUAAAAGAUCAGGCAAAUGUAUUACUUUACUGACUGAAGGAAAAGAACAAAUUAAAUAUAAUUCUAGUGUUUCUUCUAGCAAAACACUUGUAGUAAAAAUGUUAAAAAGCAAAGCAAUACUUUCAAAAUUGGCUCCAGGAGGACCAAGAUUGGUGCCAAAACAUAUCCAUCCACAAUGUUUAAUGAUUCAUGUAAAAGAAUCAAAAGAGUUGUUCCCAGAAAAAAAAAAACUAAAAGGCAAGAAAAAAGGAGUUCAAAAUAUUAUGCAAUAUGCAGAACCUAAUGAUGAUCAAAACAAAGUCAAUGAAGACGGAGAAGAAGGACUUGAUGUUUUCCAAAAUAACAUAGAUAAACCAAAAAGAAGAUCUAAAAAACGAAAAAUUAUCGAAUUAAAUGCAAAUGAUAAUGACUGUAAAGAAGUCGGAUUGCCUAAAGAAAAAAUUACAAAUGUUGAUUGCGAACACAAUUUCAAUGAUUAUAAUGAUUAUAAUGCACCCGAUAUCAAUGCGCACGGUGUAAGUGUAACCGAUAGGAUUUUAGACCGCUUUGUUGACGAAGAAAAACUAUUUAACGAAUGGCUGGAGUCGUGUGUUCAGACCAAUACUGUAGUGAUGAAUAGUCCGUUUUUGGAACUAUUAAAUUUGUUUACUGAUCGUGAUCAAUGUGAUAAUGGACUUUUUGACAGUGAACCUACGAAUGGCAUGUUUAUGAGGCAGACCGACUUUGGCCAGAUGUUUAAAGGUCCAUCGGUAAAUGAAAAGCGUAUGAUCCGCGAAAACGAUCAGCCAAUGAGAAACGCCGAUCAUUCGUUCCGAUUAAACGAAAAUGUACAACUAGGUGGUUCACAAGUGGCUAGCACAUCUGCAGCUCACAAUAUUAAUGACUAUACGGAAAAUGCAGACUUUGGAGACGUAUUCGACGGACACACUGACCAGUCUACUAUUAUGCGACCGAUUGGUAUGCGAACGUCCGCAGUUUGUAACGGUAGCCACAAGACGAAAACCAUCGAAAACAGCCGUUUAAGUAAACUUGAUUUCAUAGAUCUGUGCCAAAGUCAAUCGGCUGAUGAGCACACCGAUGAUUUCAUGACGAAGAAUACGGAUCUUUCUAAAAAGCCGCUUACUGAUGAUGGCGAUGGUGAACUCGUACACUAUGUAGACGACGAUAAUUCAUCAAUGGAUAUUGCGACAAGAACCGACGUACCAGACAUCGAUGAAGAUGUAGAUGACGAAGUCAUGGGAAAUCUUAAUUUCGAAGAAUUAUUUAAGAGCCAAAGGGCUGACAGGUUUAUCGAAAAGUACAGCGAAGAAAUCGGCGCUGAAAGACCAAAAGCCAAUCAUUUGGCAGUCGUGUGUAGCGACGGUGGUAAAAAAUCCGAGAUGGGCCAUAACGAGAAAAUAAACAACAGUGUAAUGUUUGAGAGUCAUAAAUCCAACGGGUACAUCGAAGACUUUAUGGCUAGGGAUCCGAAAUCUCGUGUUUGUUCAUCAAAUGCAGACGAGCGAGUGGUACGUCAUUUUAACGACGACGUCAACGAUAACCAUUCAAUUGUGGACAUCGUGAAAAAAGCCGUUAUACGUGACGAUGACCAAGAUGAAGACGACGAACUCAUGGGGAAUAUUGAUUUCGAAAAACUGUACGAUAGUCAGAGAUCUGAAAUCCGUAUGGAAAAAGACAUCGCUGCCGAAAGACAGAUCAUCGAUCGAUCGAUCAUUAAUAGUGGUCGGAAAAGUCCUAUCGUAUGUGGUGGUGGACAAAAGGGCGAGACAUCCAGUUACCCGUCAAACAGGAAGAUAGACUACAGUGUAUUGUUUAAGAGCCAAAGAUCCAACGGUUACAUUGAAGAUUUUAUGGUUAGAAACACAAAAGCUCGAGUCCCGAGUGCUGUCGAUCGUGAUGUACUCCACAUCGACGACGACGAUCAGAAUAAAGACGAUGAAGUGAUGGGGAACCUUGAUUUUGAAAAACUUGUCAAGGGUCAGAGGGCUGCCACGGGUAUGGAAACGGCCGGAAGUGAUAGAAUAUCUGCCAAACAGUCGAACGUCGGUCGAUCGAUUGAAAACGAUGAUCGGAAGAGUCCCAUCGCGAGUGGUGUUGAGCCAAAGGUAAAAACAGUUGGACGUUCAAGCAAACUCGACUAUGGCACACUGUUUAAGAGCCAACGAACUGAUAAAUACACCGAAGACUAUAACGAAAAAAUCGAAGUAAAAACGGUCGGUGAAAAGGUGGGCGUGGCAGACUCGAAUGGCCCGGAGGUUGCUGACCUCAUCGACGUUGAUGACGACGUUAUUUCCAUAGAAAGUUCUCCAGAAUUUUUCAGUUGUAGACCACCAAAGAAGGUCGUUCAGACAAAACUGACGAGUCAAGUUCGCGCCGAUCGCGCCGUGGAAGUCAUUGAUUUGUCAUCGCAGUCACCUAGCUCUUCGCGUACCGCGACUGCGUCCUCCGCCUGUCGACCGAUUCCAAAAGACAGGUUGUCGACCGACGGCUUCGGGACCGCUCGUAUCGGCGGCAGUGGUCUGGUGCAGUUGCUCGACGAUGACGACGACAUGGACUUCAUGUUCAUCGAUUACAACGACGGAGUUGAUGCUGCUGCAGAUGUCUUCACGCAAAAACACGGAGACGUUUGCGAUGCAGAUAAUUUUACGCAGAAACAACGGGACAGCGACCGGACGGAGGCGGCAGCCCGACUACCUUCACCGCCUGCCGCUCCGGCAGCGAAAUCAGCGCCUAAAGACGACGUGACAAAGCGUGUCGGCCACUCCAUACAGACGUACGACAACGGCAUGAUGCCCUUCAACAUCAUGAAAGCUGCACGUCUUGCUGACCUUCUUAAACCGGGCUUGAGCAUGAAGAGGAAUACAACGACAAUGACAUUGAAACGACAGGUCGAUAGCGGAUCGACGGCGACGGUGACCAAACGACAGGAUGACAGCGGAUCGACGGCGACGGCGACCAAACGACAGGUCGACAGCGGGUCGACGUCAAUGGCGUUCAAACGACAGGUCGAUAACGGAUCGACGUCGAUGGCGUUCAAACGACAGACCGAUAACAGUUUAACGUCGACGAUGCUCAAAAGAAAAGUCGACAGCGACCGAAGUCCAGCUAACGAUAUGUCGCCCAUAAAUCCUCCGAACAGGCCGCGGCGACGUCCUCAGUUCUCGCAGUCUACCCCCAAAGUUCCCUUGCACCCCAAACAACGACCACGAGAAACCGUCACUACCGCUGCAGCUACUACUGCCGCCGAAGAAACGGUCAACUCUCUGUUGACGUCCAGCAGUGACUCGGACGCUUUCAUCGGCCAUGGCCGGGACGAGAAGAUGACUACCCCACGCCGCCGAGUCAAGAAAAAACGACGACCGAAACCGAAAAAGAAACUCUUGUUCAUCGAUGAUGAAGCUGAUGUCAGCAAUUGCUACGGCGAUGGAAACAUCCAAAGCACGACUAGCUCUGACAACGACGAUGACGACGAUGAAAAUGAUUUUGAUUCUAGUUUCAUCGAUGACGACCACGAAAAGUCCGAUCCGUCAAAGAGCAUGACCAAACAGUAUUUACAAUCGGUCAAGAAUCAGACUAAUGUUCGUGGAGUUUUCAAGAUACCUCAGCUGACGGGACAUCAUUACAACAUCGAUGUUUACUCUCAGAUGGACGACCGGAAUAUGGAUAACUAUGUAGAGGAUUCGUUUUGUGUGGAAGACGCAUCGGAUUUGAACUACACGUCGUCGACGACCAACACGAGCGCACAUCGGACGUCGGACGAACGGCCGUCCAAGCCGCCGCCGUCGCGAAAGCGGAAACGCAUAUUGUCGCCACAGAGUACGGACAGCAGUGACAGUUCCGGCGAUCUGCAGUUCCGUCGGAAGCGCGUCAAAGCGAAGACUUCGUUGGACUUUAGUUGAUCGCGUUCGGGGCUUCGGAUUUUGGAAGUAACUGUAUUUCCAUUCGUCAAUAUUUUUAUACCUGUUACCUUUUUUUUUCGCGCUCGUUUAUUAUAUUGUAGCGUUUUUUUUUUAUCGUACUGUUCGCCUAUCUUACAGAUACGAUUUACUAGUCCGCGAUUUCGUAAUAUUGUAUACUUACGAGUCGUAGGUGCGACUGACAGCAAAUCACUAUCGGUAUUCUUUUUUAUUUAUUUAUUUAUUCUGUACAUACCUAUAUUAUACCUAUACACAACUAUUAUACUUACAUGUUAAUUUGUUAUUUUUUUUUUAUGUAUUUAAUUAUUAUUAUUUUUUUUUUGUGAUAUCCAAAAGUGUAUUGAAAAACGGAUACCUACGC